Mya arenaria is the source of this 2899-nucleotide messenger RNA. RefSeq lists its product as uncharacterized. Lineage: Eukaryota; Metazoa; Mollusca; Bivalvia; Myida; Myidae. The transcript is spliced from 3 exons. The record is from RefSeq and is a predicted model, not a curated record. The coding region runs from base 146 to 1165 and encodes 339 amino acids.
UCUUUACAGGCUACUUGAGAGGUAUUGUUACAAUGUGCAUGUUGACAGAUUAUAUUACCAGGUUUUAGAAUAUCAUAGGAUCUCACCGUCAUUGCUUCAAGUUGCUACCUAAUACUAAUAUACUCGAAUAAAUAUCCGAAAUUUGAUGAUUAAAGUAAACAAGAAAACAAGAAUGAAGAAGAAUUUCAGAACACUCGUGAACAUAUGUUUGGUUGUGUUUGUGGUUUCGCUUAUUGUGGGAUACACCAAGUGGAACAUGAUACCGGUGAAUUCGUCGUCAUCCCCUUCACCGAUCACAAAGUAUGACUUAAGGAUACUGGUAAUCGUAUACAACCGUGCUCAAUCAAUGUUACGUCUGCUAAAUUCUAUCAACGAGGCCAAUUUUGAUGGUGAUAACGUCAAACUGGAGGUUUGGAUUGACAGAUCGAAGGCGGGGGUUGUGGAUACAUUAACAGUAAAAACUGCGGAAGAGUUUGUAUUCAAGCACGGCCAUUAUGAAGUCUUAAAACAUUCGCAACAUGUCGGAAUUUAUGGACAAUGGUUUGCGACGUGGAAAGCAAGAGUGAACAGUUCUGAAAUCGCCGUGAUUCUUGAGGAUGACUUAAUAGUUUCUCCUCAUUUUUACAAAUAUUUGAAAUUAGUGCAUAAUAAAUAUGACAACGUACCUGAAAUAAACGGGUUUUCAUUACAGGGAAUCUCAAUCAAGCAUGCAAUAGGUUACUCAAGCCAAACAUUAGAAGCCCCCGAAAGUUGUUUAGUCUACUUAUACCCCGUUUUAGGAACGUGGGGUUUUUCACCAAGUAGAGACAAUUGGAUUCACUUUUUGGAGUGGUUUUCGCAAGUGAUUCAAAACAAGACGUUUCAGCCGUAUGUUCCCGGAAAUGUGGUUACCGCGUGGUAUAAGAUUUUCCAGGCCCAGGGUCGAGCAGAUGGGGAGCAAUCCAUAUAUCACAUAUAUCAUUCCUGGAAAUUCAAGGAAUAUACGCUUUAUCCAAACUUUAAAGGACACAAAGGUUUAACCACUAAUUGGCUUGAGGCUGGGUUACACUAUUCUGGAAAUGCAAGCAAGCCAUCCAAUGAACUACUCAAAGAAUGGAAAUCCGAUUAUGAACACCUUCCAGAUCAACCUAAACACCUUAACCUGAAGGGAGUUGUUCAGGAUUAACUGCGUGUCUGUGAGUCCUGAAUGCCCUGGGCCAAAAGAAGAAUCGUAAUAUUGGGAAAAAGGACAUUUGGUGGUUUUCAAUAUUGGUCUUAAUUGGAGUUUAGAACGAUGUAUUUAAUCGGAAUGCACGAAAAAAUAAUAUAAAUUUACUGAGAAUUAAGUCAAUGGUGUAUGACUUAAAUAUUGACUUAAGUUGCACAUUGAUGUUGGAACAGCUCGUGGUCCAAUCUCGUGCCGUUAUUGCGUCGGGAUGUUAUGAACUUGAACAGAAUGAAUUCUACAAAAUGAACGUGUGCGCUUGUUUGAAGUUAGAUUAAGUUUCAGCUGCUUGAUAUGUCUUUGUAUCUUAUAAGUAUGUAUGAAUUAAUUACCAUGUUUUGAUUUUUAACAAAAACAACAACAUUUUAUAAUCUGAAGCAAUUGAAGCUAAGAAGGUAUGAGGAUGCAUAUGCUGGUGUCCAUGAGGGAAGAAGGGUGUUGCAAAAAGUUCACCGUGCAGUACCCUUCCAUAAAUCUUUUAAUUAAAACCCAAAUAUUACCAUUUCAAAACACACUUAGCAACAUUACAUGAAUUUAUUGUUUUUUUCCAAACGAACUUGUACAAAAAAUGACAUACUUCAUACUUCUAUUUGUAUUAACACAUGGUUGAGUGUCUUUAAAGGCUGCACUCUCACAGAUUGAAUGUUUUGACAGCUUUUUUUUUUUUUGUUUUGGAACGAGCAAACCUUUGCGAAAAUGCAUGGAAACCAGUUACAUAAGACUGCUGACAAAACUUAGAUGGCAGAUUUUAUAUUUAAGUCCAAAAUUGAGGUUUUAUGCAUUUUCUUAAACCGUAACUAACGGUUUACAUCCAUAAACAUUAAUUUUCGAACGGAAAUAUGAAUAUCUGCGAUUUGAUCUUUUGUCAGCAAUCUUUUAUUAUUGGUUUGCAGGUAUUGUCGCAAAAAUUUGCUUUUUUAAAGACAAAAAAUAAAAAGGUUGUAAAAGCAGUUUAUCUGUGAGAGUGCAGCUUUAAAUUAUUAGAGUGAAUAUUUAAACACUAUUUGAAUACAUUUGAAUAACUCUUAAAUUUCAUUUUAAAUCAAAUAUUGACAAUAAACACAAUUUAGUCAUGUUGUGCAAAUAUAGCUUAUAAAUAUAAUUUCUUUUCUUUAACAAAAAUAUGGAAUGUAAUAGUUUGUUGUUUCUUGUUUUGGCAGGAGGAAUUCAUAAAAUUUUAGCAAAAUUAAUGAUUAUUUUAUAAUUGGAUCAGAAUGAAUAUUUAAAUUCAAGCAUAAUCUCCAAUACAAUGUAUACUGACGAGAAAAAGAAACGCCUCAUCGAAAAGUGGCGUUUAUUUUGUUGCCAAGUUUACAUUUAUAUGCAAACGUCCAAAAUGUACAUGUAUUCUGACCAACAAAUCCAACCAACCGAAACUCGCACGAUUUUAUUCAGCCAAUUGUUAAAUUCACGUACCUGCUCACGAUUUCCUCGUGCACUCCGUGCGUUUUAACCACGUGGCUUUAUCAAGUAAAUUCUACACCGAUACAUGUGCUAGUCGACAUACAACCAUAUAUCCGUGUCUUUUUUGACAAUUACCCAGUUUCUGAUAAUGCCGAAGCUAAAUAGUGAAGAGAGAGCCAGGGUUUUGGCAAUGCUUGAAUGUGGGCGAACGCAAGAACAAGUCGCUAGACGUUUUAACGUCUCUCGUUCGACAAUAUUACGUCUCAUUUGACGUGUCAGAGACACGGGAAC